This is a messenger RNA of Thyridium curvatum, 2877 nucleotides long. RefSeq lists its product as uncharacterized. Bases 1 to 2877 code for a protein of 958 amino acids. The record is from RefSeq and is a predicted model, not a curated record. The transcript is spliced from 2 exons. Lineage: Eukaryota; Fungi; Ascomycota; Sordariomycetes; Thyridiales; Thyridiaceae.
AUGGCCGCAAUCUACAGGGAGUCGGCCCGCUACAGGCGGGACGACUCGUCAGACGACGACGAGAGGAGCAAGACCACCGUCCGCCGCUACAAGGUCGGCGGCGACCGUGGCGACCGCGUCGAGCGCAUCGAGCGAUACGAAGAGUUUGACGACGACCGACGCAGCCGCUACUCAGCCUACCCUCCGCGCGCAUCCGGCGACCUGCUCGAUGUAGAACGCCGUGUUGAGCGCACCUCCUACGCCCCCGAGCGACCCCGCUCGGCCUUUGAGCCCGGCCCGCGCGGCGGCGGCAGCACAUUUGUCGAGCGCGAGAAGAUCGUCGAGCGGGACAACCGCGGCAGAGACGACUUUGACGACCGCUACUAUGACGAUCGAGACCGGGACCGCGGCCGGCUCGAGCGCUACGAGAAGGACGUCUACUACAAGAGGGACGACGACCGCUUCGGCAGCGGCGUCGGCGACACCCGUCGUGACUACGUCUACGAGAAGACGAAGGAAGUCGAGCGGGACCGCAGCGACCGGGACUGGGACCGCCACUCCCGCGCCGACUGGGGCCGCGACCGCGACGAGGUCGACGUCCGGGUCGACAAGCGCUUCGUGCGCGGCGACGAAGGCGAGCUGCGGGUCGAGAAGCGGGUCGAAGAGCGCCGCGACGAGUCCCACGGCGCCGAGGUCGAGCGCUAUCGCAAGGAGACCGAGAUCUACGAGCCCCAGCAGGCCCCGCAGCCCAUCGUCAUCCGCAACCGCCUCCCGGAGCAGCAGAUCAUCGUGCAGGAGGCCCCGCCCCCGGCGCCGCUCAUCAUCCGCAACGAGCGCCAGGAGAACCGCGAGAUGGUCCGCCGCGAGCCCAGGGAGGACGAGUACUACUACCACCGCCGCGAGACGCGCGACGUCGGGCCCUACCGCGGCGGCCGCGAGCGCGACGACGAGUACUACUACGACCGCCGGAGGGGCCGCGACCGCCGCGACUACGCCUCGGACGGUGAGUACUCGGACGACGACUACUACCUCAAGCGGACCGUCAUCAAGCGUGAGCGCUCCCGCUCCGCCUCCAACCAGCACAAGCUGCACCUCGCCGAGGGCGGCCUCGCGGGCGCCGGCAUCGCCGCCCUCAUGAGCUCCCGCCGCGACGAGGACGGCUACCUGCCCGAGCACCGCGGCCGCAAGGUCGUCGCCGGCGCCGCCCUCGGCGCCCUGGGCACCGAGGUCUUCAAGCGCGCCCGCAGCGCCUACAACGAGCGCUACGGCGACGGCGACCGCUCCCCCUCGCCCGAGUCGCACCACUCCAAGCUCAAGACGGGGCUCGGCAUCGCGGCCGCCGCCCUGGCCGUCGCCGGCGCCGCCAAGUACUACCAGUCGUCCAAGGUCGACAAGGAGGAGUCGUCCCGGGGCCGCAGCCUGCGCCGCUACAGCAGCGAGGAGUACAGCCGCUCCCGCUCGCGCAAGCGGUCCCGCAGCCGCGCCGCCUCGGUCGCGAAAGUGGGCGCCGCCACGGCCGCGGCCGCAGGACUCAUCAAGCACUUCCGCGACAAGUCCAAGGGCCGCAGCGGCAGCAAGUCGCGCUCGCGGUCGCGCCUGCGCACGGGCGCCGAGGUCGUGGCCGCCGGCCUGGCGGGCGCCGCGGGCAAGAAGCUCUACGACAACUACAAGGACCGCAAGGAGGACAAGCGGAGCCGCGAGCGCGAGCGCGAGCUCGAGGCGGAGGAGGAGGAGGACGCGUACUACGAGGACGACGUGCGCCACCGGCGCCACGGCCGGUCGCGGUCGAGUAGCAGGUCAGCAGCAGCAGCGCGCCGCGGCGGCGGAUACGCGCCCUACCCACCCAGCCCGGGACCACCCGUCGUCGCUGAUCCUGAACUAGGUUUGGUUGAGUACGGCGCCCAGCCGCUGUACACGGAGCCGCCGUACCCGCCGCGCGGCUACGACCCGGCGGCGCAGGCGGCGUACCGGGACGAGGCGGCGGCCGCCGAGGAGGACAGGAGGCGGCACAGGAGUAGGAGACACCAUCGGCACCGGUCGGCGGACUCGAGGGGCAGCUACAGCGAGAGCGAGCGGGAGGCUGAGGACGACGCCGGGGCGGCGAAGAAGCAGCGGAGCAGGAGCCGGCUGCGGGACUUGGCUGCCGCGGGCGCGGGGGCCGCGGCGGCGGCCAUCGGGAUCAAGAAGUACGAGCAGCAGAAGGAGAAGAAGGAGCGGGAGCGGUCGGCGAGCAGGGGAGGAGGAGGCGAUAGAGAUCGGGAUAGGGACAGGAGCGUCAGUCGGGACCGGGACCGGGACCGGGACCGAGAUGACAGCGAUGUGGACAGGGACCGUGAGAGGGAGCGGCGCAGGCGGCACCGCGACCGGGAGCGGAGGCGCGAGCGGUACGAGGAAGAGACGAGCGCUGCCGGCGACUACGACCCGUACGACCCGGACCGCCCGCCCUCGCCGCCCCACGCCUCGGGCGGCGCGUACUACCCCCCUCCGCCUCCCAACGCGGGUCCGCCACCGCCGCCCGCGGCCGCCGCGGCGGCGGGCAUGGGAGGUUUCACCCAGCACCCCAACACGGCGACGACGGACCUCAACGGCGGGUUCCAGGCGUACCACCCGGCCGACUACCAGGCGUACCCGCCUCCGCCGCCGGGCCCGCCUCCGCCGGGUGCCGCUCCGGGUCCCAUCCCGCCGCCCGCGGGCCCCCAGACGUUCCAGCCGCCGCCUGCGGGCUCGGGGCCGCACCCGCACGGUGACCAAGUGAGUAGUGACUCUGCAUCCCGUAGUGUUUUGCUUGACCCUGCCGCUGCUCCUCUUCCUCCUCCUCUGUCUGGGGGAGGAGGAGGGGAGGGCUUUGGCGGUGGUGGUGGUGGAGGUGGAGGUGGCGUUCCGGGUGCGUCUGCCUGA